GGUGUUUUCGUUGUCGUUGUUUGACCCCGUUCCACUCGUUGUUGUUCCCGCAAGCUUUUGAGUUGAAUCGUUUCUCUGAGAAGAAAUCACUGUCUCUCAGAAUCGUGUUUCCGGGAAUGAGGGCUUUUCUCGUGUUUGAUCCGAUGAACGAUCUUGUGUUCAGCUUGCCUGACGACAAGUUCUGCAAGCACGUCACUUCGGUGGCGUACAGCAGUGGACUCAUCGACUCACCGAAGGAGAAGGUCUCCAACGACAUUCUCGUGCAUCUGUUCGCGCCUCUGCUGGCCUCGCAGAAGAUCUACAAGAACCAACUGAACAACCCGUGCGCCUGCAUCCAGUGCGAUGAGGAAACCCUGAUCCUGUUCACCGAGUAUCUCGGUUAUACCAUCAUCUACAUAUGCAACUCGACCGAGAGCAGACAAGGUACGGAGAAACGCCGAGUCAACACUCUUCUCCAAUGCGUUUGGCAUUUGUACGCCUGUGCGUUGCCGGGACUUCGCACCGACUUUCGCUUCGAGAAACCGAGAGCGAAACUCCUUAAGAGCGUAAUGGCCCAGUACGAUGAGCUGAAACGCGAGUCCCUGCCCUGGCUAGUCGAAUCCCAACGCUACUAUCCCUACAGCAAGGAGAACCAGAAACUUCUGCAGGAGAUACUUGCGUCCGUCCGACAGAAAACGAAUAAGCUUCCGCUGACAUUCAGUCACGCCAUGCUGUUCAUCGAUGGUCAAUGCGCGUUGCAACACCAGGCAAGCGGCGCGCUCCGGCUCAGCAUCACGGACAGUUUCCAUUUGUCCAUGGUCGUUUCCAGCAUGGACCUCAACAGUCACGUCCCGGUGUUCCUGUCGACGAAUUUCAACACAGCUGUUCCGUUUCUUGUAUUUCGCAUAGAUACGGUGUGUCAGGGUACUGUCGUAUUGUUAGCCGAGCUCACCGAGCUCACCGGUCGGAGCGAUGCGUUGUACGCGCUCGCUAGACAUGUCAAUCAUUUGCAAGGCGAAGCUUUCAAGGGCGACGUCAUAGAUCCCGAGCAUCUGACACAACAGACGACUUUGAUACGGGGUAUGAUGAACAAGGUCUACCGAGUCAUGUCGGCCAAAGGUAUGAGCGAGGCGGAGAAAAUGUCACUCGCCCGGAUUGAACUCAUCAUCAGAGAGACUUUCGACUCGGGCUUGUUCAGGGAAACGCUGAGCGACUUGCCCAAAAACAAGGAUUCCGACAAGAGUUUUCUGCUGAAUCAGAAACUCUCGGACCUGCAAGAGAAAGUUGCGACCGCUCACUCCGAACUCGUGCUCGGCGUCGCGUCGGCCUUCCAAGUCGACCGCUCCUUGUUUUGGGUUUCGGUGCCGGCCGUCCUCGCGAAAACGGAUCUCAAAUUCGAUUUGACGAGUUUGUUCGCCGAUCUCAAACAAGUCCGAGGUUUCAUUUUUAUAAAUCGAUCCGAAAACCGAUCGAUAGACGGUUUCGCAGAUCCGGACGACACCGCUGUCAAACACUCUCUGCAGCGAGCUUGGAAAAAGUCUGAACGUAUCGUCGGGGAGGGUCGGAACUUCGGCUUCACCUGGGCAGACGACCGUUUCUGCUAUCGCUAUGACAUAUGGUUCGAGAAUUUGAGCGGUCGGAAGAUCGCUCCCCUGGCUUCGCCCCGGAAACAAAGUUUACCGUACCCGGGGGUGGGGGCCGUCAAUUUCUACAAAAUCCUCGGAGAGGAGCUUUUCGAGAAUCAAGCAAAGAACGUUUGCUGUCUCGAGCUCUUGAUGAUCGGAACUCGUGGAGUUCUGUUGUCCGACAGUGUUGUAUCGAAAAUGUCUUCGAAAAUGUGGAACCUCAUCUCGAAGUCGACGGAAAAAUCCCAAUUCCAUGUGUUCCAAAAUUAGAUCGUAGAUUCAAGCGGGAGAUCUGGCCUCACGGACGAAGGUCGUCGAAAAAAGCCUGCCGCUCGACCCCGGGUCUGUAGCAUGAGCUUUUACCGGGCACGGCAAAGACGACUGACCGUCAUGUCAUUUGACUCGAAUUGAUUGGAUUUAGACCUGUACAUAUAAUAUUCAAGAUGGGCAGCCAGAACGGUUCGACACCGUAUUUAUAUAUAUCGGAUUGGAGAAAGCAGAAAUGCACACUUGUGAUUCGUUUUAGCAUAGGGAAAAUACAGCGUUGUGAUUCAGUGAGAUUUAUUCAUUCGCGCGUCUAGACGUUAUCGCUAAUAAGUGAUAAUUUAUUAGCUCUUUGAUGACCUCUCGAAGCAUA
Messenger RNA from Galendromus occidentalis (western predatory mite), 2241 nucleotides. RefSeq names its product Hermansky-Pudlak syndrome 1 protein (gene HPS1). The record is from RefSeq and is a predicted model, not a curated record. Gene Ontology annotation, cellular component: BLOC-3 complex. Bases 117 to 1874 code for a protein of 585 amino acids. NCBI's taxonomy places the organism in Eukaryota, Metazoa, Arthropoda, Arachnida, Mesostigmata, Phytoseiidae. Gene Ontology annotation, molecular function: guanyl-nucleotide exchange factor activity. Gene Ontology annotation, biological process: vesicle-mediated transport. The transcript has a single exon.